AUUCAUCAACCACUCGUGUCUUUGAAACUACUGUUGUUUUCAACUUUUCAAUAUCCCAAAACCAUUUUCCAAUUCCAUUCCCACCAUGAAAAUGUAAUGAACCUUCUUAGUUCAACUGGUAGUAGUAUAUUGAGAAUUCAACGACAGCCGUAGAGUUUCUAGUCCACGAGUUUACCGUAUUUGGUACUCCCUUUGAGCUUUCAAAUAAGUAUUUCUUUGUUUUCUUUUUCUCCCAAUUUUUCUACAUCAGACUUCUUGAACUCCAUGGGUAUAUAAGGAGAGGAGGGAGACUGGUCAUAAUCAUAGAAAUCUUCCUGUGUUAAAUAAUUUGGUGAAAAGUGAAGAUAUUUUCUCCCUUUACUACCUAACACUUCUUGAAGAACAGAGCAAACUAUCUCCCCAAAGCUUCGAUCUUUCCAAAAUUUAGGUGGAUAUUUGUUAUGGGUUUAUCACUAUCAUUACUUUUUUCCGCCUGGGAAGAAAUUCUGAACCACCGUAGAUUUCUGAAUUUCGCAGACAACAAUACUUUCCAUUCAGUACACGGAGAGAUGACCGUCAGUGCAGAUAGCUUGAAGAAAGCAGAUUCAGAAGUUGCCUCCAAGACGGAUGUGUCGGAUGAAGUUUCAAGGAAGAAUUCAAUAGAUUUGAAGAACUGCGAACCUAUGAGAUUAAUGCUUGAAUCAACGCUUUCAUUCAAGAAUCUAAUUCAAGACGUAAGAAAACCAGAGUCCAAUGACAGAAAUGCAAAAGCUGAUGGGGCUGUUGAUGUAUUAACUCCCUCCAGUUUUCUUCCUGAUCUUGCUAUGCUGUACUCUCCACGUCCUGUGAGCGAGCUUGAUGCUGCAGCAGUCAAGCUUCAGAAAGUCUACAAGAGCUACCGGACUCGAAGACACCUUGCAGAUUGUGCAGUUGUGGUUGAGGAGCUAUGGUGGAAGGCAUUGGACUUUGCAGCUCUCAAGCGGAGCUCGGUAUCAUUCUUCAAUGAUGACAAACCAGAAACUGCUGUUUCACGCUGGGCUCGAGCAAAAACAAGAGUAGCCAAGGUUGGCAAAGGCCUAUCCAAGGACGAGAAGGCUCAAAAGCUUGCCCUACAGCACUGGCUUGAGGCUAUUGAUCCACGCCAUCGGUAUGGACACAAUUUACACAUCUAUUAUGAUGUCUGGUUUGAAAGUGAAAGCUCGCAACCUUUUUUUUACUGGUUGGAUGUUGGAGAUGGAAAAGAACUAAAUCUUGAGAAGUGCUCGAGAACAAAUCUACAACAUCAAUGCAUCAAAUAUCUAGGACCAAAAGAGAGAGAAUCAUUUGAAGUUAUCGUGGAAAAUGGCAUGCUAGUUUACAGAGAAAGUGGCAUGUUUGUCGACACUGUUGAGGGUUCCAAAUGGAUAUUUGUACUCAGCACAUCAAGGAAUUUGUAUGUUGGGCAGAAGAAGAAAGGGACUUUCCAGCAUUCAAGUUUUUUAGCAGGUGGAGCUAUUACAGCAGCCGGAAGACUUGUUGCUCAUGGUGGAGCCCUUGAGGCAAUUUGGCCAUAUAGUGGUCAUUAUCAUCCAACCGAAGAGAACUUCAGGGUGUUCAUUAGCUUCUUGGAGGAGAACCGUGUAGAUCUUUCAAAUGUUAAGAGAUGUGCAGUAGAUGAUGAUCUUCUUUCGUUUAAGGUUCCUGAUGAGGAAGCAAACGCUGAAUGCAAUAGGAGCGCUUCAGCAACUACAGAGCCAGAAGAUGGAAGCACAACUGAUGUACAUGGUCUGUCUGGGAAAGAUGCAACAGCAGCCAGUCGCCAAAAUGCCAAGAACACAGCUCAUCUGACUGUAAAGCCUCCCCUAUAUACCAUGGCUAAACACUUGUCAUGCAAGUGGAGUACUGGAACUGGACCACGAAUUAGCUGUGUUAGGGACUAUCCAACAGAAUUACAGAGCCGAGCACUUGAACAAGUUAAUUUGUCGCCUCGUUUGGCUAGUGGAGCAUUGUUCAACUAUGGUCCAAUCCCAUCCCCAAGACCGAGCCCAAAGGUUCGCCUUUCUCCUAGACUUGCAUACAUGGGACUUCCAAGUCCUAGAACCGCCAUUCCAGCUGCUCACUGAGAUUAAAUGGGAGCGCAAGCUUUUUCCCUGAGAUACGAAUAAGCUGAGCCUAAGCAGAUGUACAGGAUAUGGGCUGAAUGCCAAUAAUGCUCCUGAUAUGAUCUUCGACCCCUUGUGAUAAGAACGAGGAAACUAACUUGAACCUUCGUUCUUUUGUUCUUUUAAUCUAGUUUUGGUAGGAAACUUAGUUGAGCCAAGUAUUGUUUUACCCAGUUUUGGCUCCUUCAGUUUGAACGUAGGUUUGAUUGAUUCUUUCAAUCUUUGUGUACGCCUGAUCAGUUUAUAUUGUUCAAUUCAUUCUAAUUUAUUCA
Coffea eugenioides is the source of this 2392-nucleotide messenger RNA. RefSeq names its product IQ domain-containing protein IQM1-like. The record is from RefSeq and is a predicted model, not a curated record. The coding region runs from base 441 to 2081 and encodes 546 amino acids. The transcript has 9 exons. NCBI's taxonomy places the organism in Eukaryota, Viridiplantae, Streptophyta, Magnoliopsida, Gentianales, Rubiaceae.